AUGUCGAAUGCCAAGGUAGUUCUCAUAUCUGCCGCUCCAGACGAAGACGUUUCUGUUCCAUCGGACGCUCCUCAUGAAAACAAUUGGUACAAUGGAAGAGACUUUGAUGGCUACCGGGUUACGGAGCAACUGCUCUAUGCAAGUCGCAGGAUUCGAGUGAUCUGUGUGGGCGCCGGUGCCACAGGUAUCCAAUUUGCGUACAAAGCGGAACGAGCAUUGAAAGACGUGGAACUGCAAAUAUACGAGAAGAAUGAUGAUGUUGGCGGGACCUGGCUGGAAAAUCGGUAUCCUGGAUGUACUUGCGAUAUACCUUCGCAUUCAUAUCAAUUCACCUGGGCCAAGAACCCGAGCUGGUCGCGAUAUUAUUCUGGAUCGGAAGAGAUUUGGCAGUAUCUCAAAGACGUUGCCGUUCGAUAUGACCUCGAGAAAUAUGUCCAGUUCAAGACAACAGUGGAAUCUGCAACUUGGGACGAAGAAGUCGGGUUGUGGAGGCUACGCAUCGUUCGACCCGAUGGCUCAUCUUUUGAGGAUACUUGCAACAUUCUCAUUAAUGGCUCCGGAGUAUUGAAUACGUGGAAAUGGCCCAACAUUCCAGGUUUAGACCUAUUCAAGGGGAAACUGAUGCAUUCUGCAAAAUGGGAUGGCAACUAUGAUCUGACGGGGAAAACUGUAGCCGUUAUUGGCGGGGGUUCUUCAGCAGUGCAGAUUAUUCCAUCAAUACAACCGACCGUGAAAAAGCUAUGUGCUUUCCUGAGGUCUCCAGUCUGGAUAACGACUGGUUUUGGAGCAAAAUAUGCGGGCCCCGGAGGAACCAACUUCACCUACUCGGAAGAGCAGAAAGAGGAAUGGAGUAAAAGUCCCGAGAAACACGCACAAUAUUGCCGUGAUAUCGAGGGCGAGCUAAACAAGCGAUUUACCCUGAUGCACUUAAAAGCCAAAGAUCAGAAAGCUUCUCGAGAUCUUGUGACAGAAAUCAUGGCCGAACAACUUGGCCAUGACGAGACCCUCACCAAACACAUGAUACCUCCUUUUGCCCUUGGAUGUCGACGAAUGACACCUGGUUCUGGGUAUCUCCAAUCUCUAAGAGCCGAGAAUGUUCAGGUCAUCCCACAAUCGGCUGUACGACUCACGGAAAGAGGAAUUGUGGACGAAUCCGGAGAAGAGCACCAAGUUGACGUUGUCGUCUGCGCAACCGGCUUCGAUACCUCUUUCACCCCGCACUUCAAAGUCUUUGGCCGGAACAACGCUGAGAUUCAUGAACAAUUCGGUGACUUCCCUAUAGGAUAUCUAGGCAUCACGGCGGAGAACUUUCCCAACCUCUUUUUGUUGAUAGGACCGAAUGGACCGGCUUCGCAUUCUAGUAUUCUGCCCAUCUUGGAGUGGUAUACCCGUUAUGUGUUUCAGGUGAUCCAAAAGAUUCAGACCGAACGAAUCAAAGCCAUUGAACCGAAGAAGGAGGCCAUCCACGACCUGUACAACCACACACAUGAAUUAAUGAAGAGACUGGUUUGGUCAUCAGCUUGCCGGUCAUGGUUCAAAAAUGGCAAAACCCAUGGGCCAGUCACAGCCAUCUAUCCUGGCAGUCGAUUGCAUUUCUUUGAGAUGAUGAAGAAUGUUCGGUGGGAGGAUUACAACAUUACCUACUGUUCAGAAAACAGAUUCGCGUUCAUGGGCAAUGGAUUCACCCAGACUGAGGUCGAUCCGGACGGAGAUCCAGUGUGGUACUUUGAUGAUCCCUUUGUGAAGAUUUAG
Rhinocladiella mackenziei CBS 650.93 is the source of this 1752-nucleotide messenger RNA. RefSeq lists its product as uncharacterized. The transcript is spliced from 6 exons. NCBI's taxonomy places the organism in Eukaryota, Fungi, Ascomycota, Eurotiomycetes, Chaetothyriales, Herpotrichiellaceae. Gene Ontology annotation, molecular function: NADP binding; flavin adenine dinucleotide binding; N,N-dimethylaniline monooxygenase activity. The record is from RefSeq and is a predicted model, not a curated record. Bases 1 to 1752 code for a protein of 583 amino acids.